Molecule: messenger RNA, 1852 nt
Organism: Bombyx mandarina (wild silkworm)
Lineage: Eukaryota; Metazoa; Arthropoda; Insecta; Lepidoptera; Bombycidae
Product: mitochondrial import receptor subunit TOM20 homolog
Biological process (GO): protein import into mitochondrial matrix; protein targeting; tRNA import into mitochondrion
Cellular component (GO): mitochondrial outer membrane translocase complex
Molecular function (GO): transmembrane protein transporter activity
Source: RefSeq, a predicted model, not a curated record
ACCUACCUACUAUUUUCAUUUGACUUUUUCACAAAUGGCGGAUAUCAAAUAUAACUAGCGCUACAUAAGAACGUGUUUGUAUCGUUAUUGCGCUUGAAGAACGAUAGUUCACGAAUAAAAAAAUGAUGGAAAUCACAAGAACAACGUUAGGUAUAGCUGUCGGAAUUGCGGGAACGCUGUUCUUGGGUUACUGUGUAUACUUUGACCAGCAAAGGCGCAAGGAUCCGCUGUUCAAAAAGAAGUUGAGAGAGCGAAGACUGAAUGCACAACAAAAUGCUUCGAGGUCUCGUACCCUCGGUGGACCUGUUCCAGACAUGAACGAUCAUGAAGCUAUGCAGAGAUUUUUCUUGCAACAGAUUCAACUCGGCGAAGAGUUGCUGGCUGCAGGUGAUCUUGAAGCUGGAGUCGAACAUCUCGGGCAGGCUGUGGCUGUUUGUGGACAGACUGAACAAUUGCUUAGUGUACUUCAGCAAACUAUGCCAGCUCCAAUCUUCCAUCUGCUUCUUAAGAAGCUGCCAGAAGUUUCAGAACGCCUCCGAUCCUCGAUGAAGGCGAGGAGCAACGUAAUGCAGGAAGAAGAUGUCGAAUAAAAAAUUGUGUAUUUGAAGAGAUGAAAGUAAAACAUGGUGGCCAUAAUAAUUGAUUUUAGUUUUAUUUUUAUCAGUCUUCUGUAGAUAUACUUACUCAUAUAUUAUAUUAAAAGAAGCUGACCUAAUAGCUUCAUGGUUUUGAAUCUUCCAAAACAUAUUUUUUGCAAAGUAGGUAACUAAAGAAUUUACUACAAAUAUCUAUGUAUUAAAAAAAAAUUAUGCAUGUGCCUACACCACUAAAUUAUUAUUACCAAAAUGAAUGAAUAAGAAGGAAGAGUUUGUAGAGCUGGUAAUAUAAUAAUAAUCAUCUUACAGUAAUAACACGAUUGCAUUUUUUUCCAAAUUGUAUAAAUAGAGGUUUGCCGCGCGAAAUUAUUUAAAUUAAGUGGCAAAAGUACGAGUACUUGUCCAUUAACGACAACGUAGUUAAUAAAAACGACAUUUACCCCAAAUUUUCUAUUUUUUCAGAUGAUUAAUAACAAAUUUAUAAUCUUUGGGCGACAAUGAUGGUGUAUAUUUUGUUUUUGGUUAUUUCUGUUGGCUCUUAACAGUUGUUGAACAUAGAUUAUACGCUUAUUAUUUGUGUUGAACAAACAAUUAAAAAAAUAAUGUGAAUAUUAUUAAAAACAAACUAGGAUCAAUCAUGUCUUCAUGUUUUACUUUUAAGAUCUAGAAUUUGUUUGAAUUUUAAAAGACAUCCGAUGAGCGAACGUCUCCUUUAAAUAACACGCAAAAUUUGUCUUUCAAAGUUUUGUUCACCUUUUAAUUGGUUCCUAUUCUUUAUUCUAUAAAUAAUGAACAAAUUGAUAAGAUGUAAAUUCUGCUGUGUUGUUAUUGGUUGUGUCAAGUAACAGAUAACAACGUAAUGAGUAAUCCUUCGAAUUUUUUGUCAUUAUGUCCUAUAUUAUUUUUAUUUACUUACCAAAUAAAUAUAAUUGUUUUAAAAUAUAGAUUCCGUACAAUAAUUCUUAAUGUCAAUGAAAAAGCCGCCAUUUUUAUUAGUCAAACCCGAUUUUGUUAUAACGCUUCUGCUGCCGUUUUUAUAGUUUUGUAGAAAUUUAUUAUCAAAACGACCCAACAAUAUAAAUGUUCGUAAUGGUUAUCGAUUUUGAGAAUUUUCGACAGUCUGAUCAUACAAUAUCUUCAAUCGUAGUUUUAGUUGAACUUAGUAUUAUAGGUUAUUUUGUUUUUGUGUUCAUCUGUUACGGAUGGUUGAGUUUCGAUUGUGAUUUUAUCAUUAAAUAAACAGAAUGUACAAUGAA